Messenger RNA from Cavia porcellus (domestic guinea pig), 1324 nucleotides. It is a transcript of the gene Eci1, whose product is annotated as enoyl-CoA delta isomerase 1. Gene Ontology annotation, molecular function: delta(3)-delta(2)-enoyl-CoA isomerase activity. The record is from RefSeq and is a predicted model, not a curated record. Gene Ontology annotation, cellular component: mitochondrion. The coding region runs from base 66 to 1040 and encodes 324 amino acids. NCBI's taxonomy places the organism in Eukaryota, Metazoa, Chordata, Mammalia, Rodentia, Caviidae. The transcript has 7 exons. Gene Ontology annotation, biological process: fatty acid beta-oxidation.
CGGGGCGAGACGGGGGAGGAGCCCAAUGGGGAUUAAGCGGCGCAGCAAUCCAGUGGUGGAGCAAGAUGGCGCUGGUGGCGGGGCGGAAGACCUUUGCUGCAGGGAAGACCCUGCUGCUGCGGGCGGGGGUCUGGCUUGGCGCUGAGGCGGCGGCCCGUGGCGGGAAUGGCGCGCGACGCUUCGUGAGCCAGCGGGUCUUGGUGGAAUCGGACGUGACCGCAGGAAUUGCUACAAUAAAAUUCAAGAACCCUCCAGUGAAUAGCCUUUCCCUGGAGUUUCUGACAGAGUUCAUCAUCUGCUUGGAGAAGCUGGAGAAUGACAAGACCUACCGAGGCCUCAUCUUAACUUCGGACUGUCCUGGCAUCUUCUCAGCUGGCCUGGACUUGAGGGAGAUGUGUGGGAAGAACCUAGCCCACUAUGCUGAAUACUGGAGGGCCAUACAGGAGACGUGGCUGAAGCUCUACCUGUCCAACAUGGUCCUGGUUGCUGCCAUCAAUGGAGCUUCCCCUGCAGGAGGCUGCCUGAUGGCCCUCUCCUCUGACUACCGGGUCCUAGCUGACAACCCUCGUUACCGAAUAGGACUAAAUGAGACUCUGCUGGGCAUCGUUGCCCCCUUCUGGUUUAAAGACGUCCUUGUGAACACCAUUGGACACCGAGCCGCAGAGCAUGCCCUGCAGCUGGGGCUGCUCUUCCAACCAACAGAGGCCCUUCAGGUGGGCAUGGUGGACCAGGUGGUUCCUGAGGACCAGGUACAGAGCACAGCACUUUCAGUGAUGACUGAAUGGCUGGCCAUUCCAGUUCUCAGGUUUCUGUCUGAAUGCUUGAGAAAGAUUGGGAAUGACCCCACUGUCUCAGCAACCUCAUUCUCCUUAGACCAUGCUCGGCAGCUGACCAAGAGCAUGAUGCGGAAGGCCACAGCAGACAACCUGAUCAAACAGCGGGAAGCUGACAUCCAGAACUUUGUCAGCUUCGUCUCCAGAGACUCCAUCCAGAAGUCCCUGCAAGUGUACUUAGAAAAGCUCAAACAAAAGAAACACUAAGGCAAGAUUGCCACACAGCUUCUCCUGUGAUUCCAAGGGGAUUUUAAACAAAAGUAGUUUUCAAUUCGCUCACCUCUGUUUUCCUGAUCUUACGAGAGUCCCAUCUCUUGUGGCCCACUAUCAUAAGUGCCUUUGUACCUGGUGUGGGAAGGCUAGAGGGCUUGAAGAGCAGUGUUUGGAUUUUGGAUUUAAUGACAGGUGGGUCCUUGUGGGUCCAGACAAGACACUGUCUGGUUUCCCAACACAGCAUUAUGAAUAAAGUCUUCAGGUUGUAUCAUCCCUAA